Culicoides brevitarsis is the source of this 5840-nucleotide messenger RNA. RefSeq names its product cell adhesion molecule Dscam1 (gene Dscam4). Gene Ontology annotation, biological process: axon guidance; cell-cell adhesion; neuron migration. The transcript has 21 exons. NCBI's taxonomy places the organism in Eukaryota, Metazoa, Arthropoda, Insecta, Diptera, Ceratopogonidae. The record is from RefSeq and is a predicted model, not a curated record. Gene Ontology annotation, cellular component: cell surface; axonal growth cone; plasma membrane. Gene Ontology annotation, molecular function: protein binding. The annotation marks the transcript as partial.
UCAGGCGUAAAUUUAUUAGAUUUAAAAGGUCCAGUUUUUUUGCACGAGCCACCCCAUGUCGUGCUAUUUUCCAAUCAAACUGGAACACAUAUCGAUUGUGCGGGCAUCGGGUCGCCGCAACCAACGGUUGAAUGGUCGCCCUCCGUGAUGCAUCAAGACUUGGUCUACUUACUCCAGAAUGGCACUCUUAUCUUUUAUCCGUUCACAUCGGAGCAAUAUCGACCGGAAAUCCAUUCAGCGACAUACAGAUGUAAAUUGAAAAAUUUAGUAGGUGCCAUUGUUAGUAAGGAAGUUGUUGUAAAAGCGGUUGUUAGUCAAAAAUAUAAUGUGCAAGUGCAUGAUGAGUAUGUGAUGACAGGCAACACUGCCGUCCUCAAGUGUCAGGUGCCUAGUUACGUGCAAGACUACGUGAUUGUCACUGCAUGGCUGCAAGACAAUGGCAUGCAUCUCUAUCCAAACACCGAUAUCGGGGGCAAGUACAGCGUUUUGUCGAACGGCGAUCUCUACGUGAACAAUGCCGGCCCGAGUGACGCUUACAAGCAGUAUCAGUGUCGAACUGUAAAUAAACUAACAGGUGAAGUUCAACUUUCAACAUAUCCGGGACGUGUAAUAGUUACGGAGCCAAAAGGGCACGUGCAACCAAGAAUAAAUGUAGAGAAGCAUUCGUCGAGGCAAGUUGUGCUAAAUGGACAUAUCACGUUACCGUGCAUCGCGCAAGGGCAUCCGCCGCCUACUUAUCGUUGGUUCAAAGAAGACGCCGAGCAACUGUCUCCCCUUCAACUCAACGAUCGCAUUUCCGUCGUCUCCCCGGGUCUCCUGAAAAUCACAAAGGCCCGCCAAGAAGACAGCGGCAAGUACAUGUGUUGGAUCAACAACACUGCCGGCGAAGAAACCAUUCAAGUUCACGUGCAAGUCACUGCUCCUCUCUCGGCGCAUCUCCAACCGCAAGUUCAAACGAUCGACGUUGACAAAGACGCCCAAUUUCACUGCGUCACUUCCGGUUAUCCCAUCACCGAGGUCACGUGGUUUCACAAUGGCAAAAGCAUCACGGGCGACAAUCGCAUCGAAAUCUUGACGAAUCCGCCUCGUUUGAUAAUUCGCAAAAUGCAAAAGGAAGAUCAAGGGAUGUACCAAUGUUUCAUCUCGAACGAAUGGGAACAAGCAGGUUCUGUGGCAGAACUUCAAUUGGGCGACGCAUUACCGGAAUUAAUUUAUUGGUUCUCGGAACAAACUUUACAACCGGGCCCGACAGUUUCUUUGAAAUGUGUCGCUACGGGAAAUCCUCCGCCGCAGUUCACAUGGCAACUCGAUGGAUUCAAGAUACCCGAUAGUGCGCGUUUCCUCGUGGGACAGUACGUGACGAUGCAUGAUGAUGUAAUUAGUCAUGUUAACAUAACGCACGUGCAGGAGGAGGAUGGCGGCGAAUACACUUGUAUCGCUCACAACAACAUCGGAAAAGUAUCGCAUAGUGCGAAAGUAAAUGUUUAUGGCAAUCCAUUUAUUCGUGAGAUGCCCAAAAUUACGGGCGUUGCGGGCAGUGAUCUCGUCAUAAAAUGUCCUGUUGCUGGAUAUCCAAUCGAUAAAAUCCAUUGGGAGCGAGAUGGUCAAACGUUGCCAAUCAAUCGUCGUCAGCGUGCUUAUAACAAUGGAACUUUGGUAAUUGAACAACUGCAAAGAUAUGAGGAUGCGGGAACGUACACUUGUAUGGCUCAGAAUAAGCAAAAACUCACAGCACGAAGAAAUGUAGAGAUUCAGGUGUUGGUUCCUCCGAAAAUUAUGCCGAUUCAGGCGAUGACGAAUAUGCUGAGGGAAGGAAUGAGAGCAGCGAUUAGUUGUCAGAUUCUGGAAGGAGAUUUGCCGGUUACGUUUCGGUUUGAGAGGAAUGGAAAAGCGAUGCACGGGAUAAAUGGCGCUGAAGUAAUCCGUCGUCUCGACGAAUACUCUGCCAAUCUCGUGAUCGACAGCAUCACAUCCGACGAUAGCGGCAAUUACACGUGUUUAGCGACAAACAAAGCCGGCACAGACUCCUUUACAGUUCCCCUCACUGUCAACGUUCCUCCCAAAUGGGUUCUCGAACCGAAAGAUUCGAGCGCCGAAGCUGGUCAAGACAUAUCACUGCACUGCCAAGCCGACGGUUACCCGAAACCCGUGAUAAACUGGAAAAAGGCAAUCGGCACAACGCCCGGCGAAUACAAAGACUUCCUCUAUGAGCCAAACGUCUCGUUGCAUCCCAACGGAUCAAUUAGUUUUAAGAAAAUCUCCAAAGAAUCUCAGGGACAUUUUUUAUGCGAAGCCAAAAACAACAUUGGAACGGGCGUUAGCAAAGUAAUUUACCUGAAAGUGAAUGUAGCGGCGCAUUUUACAACGAAAACGAAACAAAUGUUUGUCACGAAGAACAAACAGAUCCACAUUCAGUGCAAUGUGCAAGGAGACUUACCGAUUGACAUCAAAUGGAAGUCUGAGAGUACGAAGCAUUACAUUGACGAGAGUUUAGAUUCGCGUUAUUCGAUCCGGAAUCAAAAGUUGGAUGACGGGAUGGUAUCAGAGCUUGGAAUAAGUCACACAUAUCGACAAGACUCGGGAAUUUACAUUUGUCAAGCGCACAAUGCUUUCGGGCAAGACGAAAUGGCGAUUCAUCUAAUCGUGCAAGAAGCUCCUGAAGCCCCGAAAAAUUUACGAAUCAAUUCGCAGCAAUCACGAAGUUUGCAACUUACAUGGAGUCAACCGUACGCCGGAAACAGCCAAAUCGAAGAAUAUCACGUUCAGUAUAAAAGCGCGGGAGACUCGUGGCAACAAAUCGAUCGUAUUGUUGUCGCCGGAACACAAACCAUGGUAAACAUCCAAAACUUGCAUCCCGCGAAAGCAUAUCACAUUCGCGUCUCAGCAGAGAACAAAAUCGGAGCAUCUGACUUUUCGGAAACAGUUCAAGUAACAACUCUCGAGGAAGUGCCUUCAGGUCCCCCCUUAAAUGUACAUGGCGAAGCUAAAAGCUCAACCGAAAUCUUCCUUCAAUGGGACGCUCCCGAAAAGGAACAUUGGAAUGGAAAUCUUCUCGGCUACUAUGUCGGAUAUCAAACCGUGAUCAGUAGUAGCAGCGAAGAAAUCAAUCCCACAGAAGGCUUCAGUUUCAAAACUGUCGAGCUUCGAUCCCAUUUCGGGGGUGAAACGCUCCUUCAAGGCUUGAAUAAACACACGCAAUACAACAUUGUCGUUCAAGCGUACACAAGUCAAGGCAGCGGACCUCCAAGUAAGGAAAUUGUCAUCGAAACUUUAGAAGAUGUGCCAAGCUCGGCGCCUGAAACCCCCAAAUGCGACGUUUUAUCGUCAACUUCAAUUUAUGUGACAUGGUCUCCGCCUCAUAUCGAUGGGCAAAACGGGAAAAUCAGAGGAUUUAAAGUUGCUUAUAUAUCAGCUGAUGAUUUGUAUGAAAAAGAUCCGCAUAUUCUGAAAACUACAAAUCAGUAUCAAACGAUUGAAAAUUUGCAAAAGUAUACGAAUUAUACGGUUUGGGUACUGGCUUAUACAAAAGUUGGCGAUGGGAUGAAAUCUAAACCGUUUUUCUGUACAACGCAUGAAGAUGUGCCAUCAGCUCCGUAUGAUAUUAAGGCGAUACCUGCUUCGAGUAAUAAGGUUAUUGUUUCGUGGCUUCCUCCGAAAUAUAGAAAUGGCGAAAUUAUCGGAUACACUUUCUACAUGUCAGUUGUCGACGGAGGUCGUGAAGAAAGCUCAAACAAACGCAUUUUGGGCGCCAAAACUGAAAUUUUCGAAACAACUCGUCUUCAAGAGCAAGCUACUUACUCAUUUUGGGUCACAGCAUCCACAAAAAUCGGCGAAGGCGAGAAAUCCAAACAAGUAACUGUUCUUCCAAACAACAAAGUUCCCGCGCGAAUUGUUUCCUUCAGUCGCGAGAUCGUGACGCCAUGGAAGCAAGAUCUCGUCUUUCAUUGUCGAAAAGUUGGCGUUCCUCCGCCCGUGACAAUUUGGCGCCAAGAUGGACAACCGCUCGAAACGAACAAUCGAAAAACCAUCGCGAAAAACGGAACUUUGUACAUUCGCGAUUGUCAAAAUACCGACGCGGGAAAUUAUUCGUGUAGCGUCGAAAAUACUUGGGGACACGAUGAGAUCUUGUACAGCGUAAAGAUCAAAAUUCCUCCUGCUCCGCCAACGUUAUCCGUGAUAGAAACUUACACCGAUAGUUUGUUACUUGAAUGGACUGACAAUCAAAAUGGCGGGAGUCCGAUUUUAGGUUAUGUGAUCAAUUACAAGCGCGAUAAUGGCGAUUGGGAAGAACUGCAGAUUGAGUCGAAGACAAAUUCGCAUCUUUUGAAUAAUUUGUGGUGCGGGACGAGAUAUCAGUUGUACAUAACGGCGUAUAAUAAGAUAGGAACGGGACUUCCGUGUGACAUUGUCAACUUUUAUACGAAAGGUUUGGCGCCAAUUCAACCAAAACACUCGCAAAUGCUGACGAAUAACUCGACAAGUGUGACUUGUUGGCUCGAUUCGUGGGCAGAUGGCGGAUGCGGAAUUUUGUAUUUCGUGAUUGAAUGUCGCCCGUUUGGAAGAGGACAAUGGAAUAUGGUUGCGAAUCACGUAGCGCCUACAGAGAGGAUUUUUUCGAUUACGGAUUUGCAGCCUUCGACUAAAUAUCAGAUUCGCGUAACAGCUCACAACAACGCUGGCUCAACAUCGGCUGUGUACAAUUUCACAACAAUGACUGUGCAAGGCGUAAUUUACAAUCCGGAUCUCCAAAAUCCCAUCCAACAUAUGGGCGAAAGUCCGUUUUAUGCUAAUAUGAAGGUACUUCUUCCGAUUUUGUUGUCGAUUCUCAUCUUGUUGGGACUAACGGCAGCUGUUUUGUUGAUCAGGAAACGAAAACUUACAAGCGCAAAUCGAAUUCCAUCGUCUUCGGUGUCAGAUUCUCCUUCGUUAGCCAAUUUGCAAAGCAAACACAAUCGAGAUCAGCAAUAUUUAGCAGUUCAUAUCCAGAAUGGCAGUCGAAAUAGCAACUCUGUGGGCUCAGAUAGUUACAAAGCGGAAGGAAAUGAAUACAUUGAAGAUAUUUGUCCUUACGCGACUUUCCAACUGAAUAAACAGACAUACAGUGAGAGCUCGUACAGCGGAAAUGUCUAUAGCGGUCCUUAUCACUCCGUGCGAGGGUCUUUCGUGUAUCACGAUGUCAAAGAUAAUUAUCAUACAAAAGAACCGGAAUAUACCAAAGUUCGUCGGAAGGGAGGGCGUUUACGAGAUCCACAUUCCGAGAGUCAAGAAUCGGACAAUAAUGCUGGCUCAACAGACUCCGAAGUGCGAAAAAUAUUAACACUUCAUAUACCAAUUACAGAAUACGAUACACUUGGCUCCGAAUCUGACAACGAAUUGCAAGCACGUGCGAUAAAUCAGGCCAGUUAUCGUGCGAAUAGUCAACAACAAGAAGAGACUUCGACUUCGUCAGAAAAUUCGCCAACAAGCUCAUCGCGAAAGCAUAAACCGUCAUAUCAGUCACGAAAAGCCUCGAAAUCCACGCAAAAUUUGUCGAAACGGCAUGUUAGAAGUUCGAGCGGGUAUUCGUCGCACAAUGAUGAGACUACGUUCAGCAUAGCAAACUACCCAAGCUACAACUCCCAAAUCAAUCCGCCGCCUCGCUUUUCGGAUCUCAUGGCUGCGGGACGUGCCGAAUCAAGUAAUCCCGAAAGCUCAAGCAAAAAAGGCAACAGUUCGCCCCGCAUUCGACCGGGACAGAAACUCCAAAGGGAAGCGUUUCAAAUAAAUGUUUAAAGAAAAAACAACAGAGACUGAGAAAGUAGAUUUUUUUCUAUGAAAAUUAAUUAAAAAAAUUUUAACAA